This is a messenger RNA of Amphimedon queenslandica, 479 nucleotides long. RefSeq lists its product as uncharacterized. Bases 71 to 457 code for a protein of 128 amino acids. Gene Ontology annotation, molecular function: calcium ion binding. The transcript is spliced from 2 exons. Lineage: Eukaryota; Metazoa; Porifera; Demospongiae; Haplosclerida; Niphatidae. The record is from RefSeq and is a predicted model, not a curated record.
CUGCAGGUUAGCCACACCCCUUUAUCCCCGCCCACUACUCCACCUAGUAACGGCCUUAGCAACAAACAAGAUGGCGGCUACAGAAGCUGCAGAAGCUUACCUUUCAGCUCAUCACAUCCCUGAACUACUAGAGCAGCUUGCUUCAUGGGUCCUGUACAACACACCUGAUGAUCCUAAAGCAUUCAUCAUAGAUCAUCUCCAGCAAAUGAAAGAAAAGAAAGAAGGACUACCACUACUGGACGAGGAGAACCUAAAGGCAAUGUUUAGGAUGCUGGAUAUCCAGACACGUGGCUAUAUUAGCUUAGAACAGUACACACAUGCCAUGUUGAAUGUUGGACUCGUCAAAUUCAAUAAAGAGCCGAUUGGAGGCCAAAGCAAUAAAAUCACUCAAGAUACCUUCCUUCAUGAGGCCAACAGAGCUUUAAGAAAAGCCAACCAGGCCUUCUGCGAGCCUUAAUGAUAACAGUGAUACACAAAAA